AUGUCGACCCUCUUCAUCCUCGUUGAAAUCGGGACAGUUUGCUGGAGAUCGUCGAAGGGAAAGGAAAAACCCACCGACGGCGGUGGGCAUCUCCUGGAGUUAGCUGCUGCCCCCGCCGCCGCCGCAAGCUUCAUCAUGGCCCAGGGCAGUCCGGCACCCAGCCUCAUGUCGCCUCCUCCUCUGGCGGUCGGCGGCCCCAGUUCCACUAUGGUCAGUCUCAAGAGCCUCCUGCAAGGACCGGUCAAGAGUCCUGAACGCCGGGGGGCCAAGGAACUGGGCUCAUGUGUGAUCAAAGACAAGGAGCGUAAGAUGGAGGACGAUCUGAGCGUCUCAAGACCUGGGCACUGUGCAUAUCUGGGGUCCCUCCUGUGGGAACGCACCUUGCCCUACAAUGAGAUUGAAUACGUAGACUUGGAUGAAUUUUUGCUGGAAAAUGGUUUGCCCCCAAGUCCAGCCCAUCAGUCGUAUUCCCCAGGCAGCCAGCCCACCGCCUCACCUUCCAGUGGGGUAGUGGUGGAUCUUAGUCGGCCAGCUUCUUGCGCGUCAUCGUCUUCAAUCUGUUCUUCAUCUGGUGAAGGUCUGGUCGGCAGUGAUUAUGACCAAAACUGCAGCAAAACAGGUCCUGUCACGCCAGUGUCCCGAAGCACACCCAGCCCGGUAGACCCUGAGACUGUGGAGGUCCUCAUGAACUUUGACCCUGACCCUGCUGAUUUGGCACUGUCCAGCAUUCCAGGCCACGAGACCUUUGACCCUCGCAAGCAUCGGUUCUCAGAAGAGGAACUUAAGCCCCAACCCAUCAUGAAAAAGGCCCGGAAAAUACAGGUUCCUGAUGAACAGAAGGAUGAAAAAUAUUGGAACAGGCGGUACAAGAACAAUGAGGCAGCAAAACGCUCAAGAGAUGCACGCCGCCUGAAAGAGAAUCAAAUCACAGUUCGGGCGGCUUUCUUGGAGAAGGAGAAUGCGGUCCUUCGCCAAGAAGUGGCCAAUAUCCGCCAGGAACUAACCCGCUACCGCAGCAUCCUCUCUAAAUAUGAAUCUCAGCACGGCACCUUGUAAAAUCCACAGCAGGGCGCUGUGCUCUUCUCCAAGAUCCCGCCACCGAGGUGGUAGGGCCACCCUGGUUUUUCAACCCAGACCCCCUGUCUUCCCGAACCGGGCAAACAAAUAAUCCAACGACAGAUGUUUGGAAUGAGGGAAAGGUCUGCGUUGAGCACUUUCCACCUGCAGGGACUAACCAUGGUUCUGGGUGCGCAAAGGAGAGUUCCUGGGUGGGCAUGGCCUGCCCCUCACCCAGAACAGGACAGCAGCCAAGAUGUUGAACUGGGCAUCAUAGAUACCUGGAAGACACAAGGGCUCUGUAGCACGUUGGAAGAUGUAUUGCACACACAAACACUUACAUGUGCACGCACGUUCUCUCUACACCUGUAUCUUAGGGUUUGGCUUGUGGAUGAACUCUUGAUCCAAAAGGCAAUUCAGUCAGAGACCAUCACGCUGCAAACCACUGUCUGUGUGGCAUUUGGACGGGACUUGGAUAUGGAUGACCGAGGAGCUCUUUAGGCAAAUCUCAGUGCCUAAGCUCGGUCACACACAAAUAGAUUUUUCAGCAGAUGAUUGCACACAGUUUAACCCUUUCUCAUUUCAUCCACCGGCUCUGGAGUUGCGAUUAAGGGACAGGCGAACCAGCUACAAAAGUGGAUGAGAUAUCCAGGUUUCCUGGGCUCAUCCCUACCCCAAUAAACCACUAUGACUUUACAUGCCCCUCUCGAGGAAGCCUCAAAGUCUUGGACACCCUGAAUGGAAAAAAUCCUUUCUUUUGAGAUCAGUAAACAUCAGGACUCUUCUGUCUAUAGAAUGCCAAAUUAAAUCAAACGGGUUGCUCAACUCAUUUUAUUUCCACACUUGGCCGAAGGGGACUUUACAUCUGAUGGCAAAGCUAUGAGGUUUAGUUUAAUUGUUACAAUUAUAUUAUUCUCUGUUUUUAGUUAAAAAAAAAAAGACAAGUGACUGCAUCUGUUUCCUCCUAGCACUGCCCAGUGUAGUGUCAUGUGUACAGAAAUGAUAAAACACGAGACCUCAUUUGUGUCCCUUCUAAAUAUGAAAUCUAUAUAAAUACAU
Messenger RNA from Protobothrops mucrosquamatus (brown spotted pit viper), 2115 nucleotides. Its product is annotated as D site-binding protein. Gene Ontology annotation, molecular function: RNA polymerase II cis-regulatory region sequence-specific DNA binding; DNA-binding transcription factor activity, RNA polymerase II-specific. The coding region runs from base 1 to 1056 and encodes 351 amino acids. The record is from RefSeq and is a predicted model, not a curated record. The transcript has 5 exons. Lineage: Eukaryota; Metazoa; Chordata; Lepidosauria; Squamata; Viperidae. Gene Ontology annotation, cellular component: nucleus. Gene Ontology annotation, biological process: regulation of transcription by RNA polymerase II.